AAGUAACGGAGUAACCUUUUUAAAAGUUAAUUGUGAAAGUCUCACAAGAGCUACUACGGUGGAUAAUAUCCACGUGGACACAAACAUAACCACCAACCGUCGUCACCAACCCCAACCACCACUAUCGCCACCACACACACAUACAAAUUCCACACAAUCAGAUAUUCAGAUUCCACAUAAUCAACCUCUACUGACUGAACAAUUCAACUACCACAUAUGACGUCAACAACCGUCACUCCGAUAUCUUCUUCCACACACUUCCACCAUUCAUCGGCGAUUCACUCGCCGGCGUACAUUCAAUUCACUAAUUACACCUUCCUCCGGCCAAAAUCUCCGGAGAUUUCUCUACGAAAAACCUGCAGGUUUCUGUUUCCAGUACCGCUUAACAUUUUAUCGACUGUUAGGUCAAAUCGUUACUCAAAAUCAACGGAGAGCACGGCGGAAACAUCUACCGGCGAUAACGGUGACGGUGAUUCCAGCGAUGAUAGAUUUCAAAGCUCAGAUGAGUUUGAGAAAGCGAUUACCGGUGGAUCGAAUCGGAAUGUGAAUGUUUCGUCGUUGUCUGAUGCGCUUAACCUAAACAGUCGUGAUCCGGUGUAUGAGGUUGUUGAAGUAAGUUCGAAAGGAAUGGUAUCAACUAGAAAAGUUAACAGACGGCAUCUACUAAAGUCGAGUGGUCUUCGUCCUCGUGACAUACGGAGUGUUGAUCCAUCAUUAUGGUUAACAAACACAAUGCCAUCUUUGCUGGUUCGUGAAAAUGCCAUACUGUUGAAUUUGGGAUCCUUGCGAGCAAUUGCAAUGCAAGAUAGCGUGUUUAUAUUCAACUACCAGCGUAAAGGAGGAAAGGCUUUCAUUGACGAUUUAUUACCUCGUUUAAGUCCUAAAAGUAUGAUCGGAGGAGCUUUAGUAAUGCCAUUUGAGCUUGAGGUUGUCGAAGCUGCCCUUAAUUCAAGAAUACAGCACUUUGAGCACAGGCUAAUGGAUUUAGACCCACAUGUUCGCAAUCUACUUACGGUUUUACCAAACCGAUUAACAGCUGGCGUAUUGGAACAACUUCGUACUUGCAAGCAAACUUUGGUGGAACUGGGAUCAAAAGCAGGGGCACUUAGACAAAUGCUGCUUGAUAUGUUGGAAGAUUCUCAAGAAAUACGUCGUCUCUGUAUUGUGGGUAGAAACUGCAUCUUGAACAGGAAUACCGACUUAGAAUGCUCGGUUCCACUAGAUAAACAGGUUGCUGAGGAAGAGGAGGAAGAAAUUGAAAUGUUGCUGGAAAAUUAUCUUCAUAGAUGUGAAUCAUGUCAUAAUCAAGCAGAAAGACUUCUUGAUUCUGCAAGAGAAAUGGAAGACUCGAUUGCUGUUAAUUUGAGUUCAAGAAGGCUCCAGGUCAGCAGAUUUGAACUACUUCUUCAGGUCGGAGCCUUUUGUCUUGCAGUCGGUGCUCUGGUUACAGGUAUAUUUGGCAUGAAUUUAAGAUCCUACCUUGAAGAACAUGUGUUUGCGUUUUGGCUUACGACAGGAGGAAUUAUAUUUGGUGCUCUAGUGGCAUUUUUUCUCACUUACUCGUACUUGAGGGCAAAGAAAAUCCUUUAGGCGUGUGAAUUACAUCAUUGUUGUCAUCUUCAUCUUCGUCUUCAUCAUCAUCAUUAUCUGACCGAUUAUAAUUCCGCAACAAACUAGAGAUGAAAUCAUUAUGAUUCGCCAUUGGAGAUCUUGAUUGAAAAAGUCAAGCUUUGGUUCCGUUUGAGGUAGAGUGCAUGAGCCGAGUAGAUAUAGUGAUACUUAUGUAUACAUAAUUCAUAUAUCUUUGUUGUGUGUACACCACAAUAGAUAGAUGCAAUACAUAGUACAUAUGAAGCAUUAAAAGGGAAUUUCUUCUCAGAUCACACAUUUAUGUUGGUGUUUUAUAAACUUUUGAAAUCAAUCUAACCAUUUAAACCAAAACGAGUCGAAUGGUUUAGGUGGAUUGAGAUUUA
Messenger RNA from Helianthus annuus (common sunflower), 1973 nucleotides. Its product is annotated as magnesium transporter MRS2-11, chloroplastic. Gene Ontology annotation, molecular function: magnesium ion transmembrane transporter activity. Gene Ontology annotation, cellular component: membrane. Bases 217 to 1590 code for a protein of 457 amino acids. Lineage: Eukaryota; Viridiplantae; Streptophyta; Magnoliopsida; Asterales; Asteraceae. The transcript is spliced from 13 exons. Gene Ontology annotation, biological process: magnesium ion transport; transmembrane transport. The record is from RefSeq and is a predicted model, not a curated record.